Molecule: messenger RNA, 841 nt
Organism: Arabidopsis lyrata subsp. lyrata
Lineage: Eukaryota; Viridiplantae; Streptophyta; Magnoliopsida; Brassicales; Brassicaceae
Product: nardilysin-like
Exons: 5
Biological process (GO): proteolysis
Cellular component (GO): cytosol
Molecular function (GO): metalloendopeptidase activity; metal ion binding
Source: RefSeq, a predicted model, not a curated record
GACGUUUAUCAUGGAUUACCCAAAGAGAAGUAGAUCUUCUGAUGACGAUUCUGAUGACGAUUUCAAGAGACAAAGAAUAGCUGAUCCCGGUAGACCUAGCAAAUCUUUCACCCUGGAGAAUGGGCUUAAGGUCUAUGUAUUUAGCUGCGGCGAAGACGUAGAUGACUCAUCGGCUUCGAUGACUGUUCGAGUCGGUUCCUUCGCAGAUCCUCCCGAGAUUCCAGGGCUCGCGCAUGUAAUCGAACACAUGCUUUUUUGCGGUUCUCAAAAAUUCAGGGGCGAAAAUGAGCUACAAGAUUAUCUGGCUAAGUAUGAUGGCAAUACUAAUGCCCAUACUGAAUUUGAUCAUACAACAUUCAGCUUUGAAGUCGAUACAGAACACUUUCAUGAUGCUCUUGAUAGGUUUUCCCACCUUUUCAUCAAUCCUCUCAUGGAAACAGAGAGGUUGGAACAUGAGAUCGAUAUCAUGGAUUCUGAAUUUCUCUUGAUCAAGUACAGUGAUGCUGAUCAACUUGAUCAAAUCCUUGCUCACACAUCUUAUGAGGAUCAUCCCUUCAAAUGUUUUUCUUGGGGCAACAGAUUUACUCUCACCAAAGUUCCCCUUGCUUCUCUCCGAGAAUCAGCAUUGGACUUUUUCAAUACUCAUUAUCGAGCUUCUUCAAUGAUCCUUGUGAUUGUCCUAGGAUCAGGAUCAGGCGACUUAGAUAAAAUUCAGUCUUCGGUGACUGAAUUUUUUAGGGAUAUUCCUAAAGGAAUAUCUCCGUAUACACCAGAAAUCAGCCGACAAUGGGACUCGGGUAAACUUAUUUCCUUCAAUCUGUUGAGAAUAAUCAGAGAGUGA